This is a messenger RNA of Malassezia globosa CBS 7966, 1908 nucleotides long. RefSeq lists its product as uncharacterized. Gene Ontology annotation, molecular function: ATP binding; DNA binding; ATP hydrolysis activity. NCBI's taxonomy places the organism in Eukaryota, Fungi, Basidiomycota, Malasseziomycetes, Malasseziales, Malasseziaceae. The transcript has a single exon. The record is from RefSeq and is a predicted model, not a curated record. The coding region runs from base 1 to 1908 and encodes 635 amino acids. Gene Ontology annotation, cellular component: nucleus.
AUGGAAGCGGGAUCAGUCGUGCCAGAGGGGUCGCCAGCACCACGCACGCCUCUUGCCUACAUUGGUCCGGAUCUAGCAGCGCAAGCACAUGUGCACAUGCCGCCUGCCGUUACGCAUCUGCUUGAACAACUCAUGCCAGUGACACCUAAAAUAUUGUCCUCGCGGCCAAAACAAAGUACGCAUGCCUCGGUAUGGAUGGACCAUUGGCGCCCCCGAUGUGCCGCACACGUUUUGGGAAACGAAGAGUCGGCAUUAUUUCUCCGCGAUUGGCUGCACGAUCUGCGUGUGUCGUACAGUGGUGCACGACAACGGCCUAUCCAGACGCGCACAGUGUCGCGCAAGCGUGGACGACCCCGCUCUUUGAUGAGCGGCGUAUCUGAUAUGGUCGACGAUCCAGCGUCUGAUGCAGCAGACGACGCGAUUGUUGAUGCUGGGUAUGGCAAUGAGGAUGACGAGUACAAAGAAUUUCAUCCGGAGGAGAUUGCGUGGUUCAAUCAGUUCCGCACCGAUGCCCCAGAUCCCGGCCCAGUUGCCACAUCCUUGGAGCUCAGUAAAUUGACGAACUGCAUUGUGCUGACGGGUCCAACGGGUGUUGGCAAAUCUGCUGCAGUGUAUGCAUGUGCCACCGAGCUCGGCUUCGAGGUGUUCGAGUUGUAUGCAGGCAUGGGACGCCGAAGCGGAAAGGAUUUGGCUAGUGCGGUUGGGCAGCUAACACGGAAUCACAUGGUGCUGGGAGAUGCAAGAGUCCGACUGCAUGAUAUGCCACACCAGUCUUUGAUCUUGCUGGACGAAGUUGACGUUCUCUUUGACGAUGACGCAGGGUUUUGGCCCGCCGUUGUUGAGCUGAUCGGCGAAUCACGUCGGCCUGUGGUGCUGACAUGCAACGACCUGGAUGCUGUUCCACUCGCCGAAUUGCCCGUUCAGCGUGUUCUUACAUGGGAACCAGCGCCAGCACCGGUUGCAGCCACAUAUCUGCAACUGAUCGCCUUGGCAGAGGGAUAUAUCGUUUCGAAUGCGGCAAUGCAUACUCUGUAUACUAGUACGCGACUAUUGGCAGAUCGAUUGGACCCACCCAGUGGGCCCGUCUCUCCUAUGUCGAAUCUAUUCCCAAGUUCAUACAUGAUGCCCCAUGGUCAUGCGUAUGAUCUACGGGCGGCCCUCGCCCAGCUGCCUUGGAUCUGUCUGCACACACGAGCAGAAGAUCUGCUGCGCGAAAUGAGAAGCCCAAAAGCUGGCGGUAUGAACGAAUCUCGGAACGAGCACGAGAGCACAAGCGCUGCGUGCGAGAGUGGCUGUACGGAUACAGCGUCGUUGACACACUCGUCGUCCUCCAUCAAUCGCGCACGAGCCGAGCUUGCUGCGCUGCGUACCAUGUAUGAAGCUGCCGAAACUCAAUCGUAUGCAGAUCUGGUCUGUCAUGCGCGUGAGUACACGGAUGAAUAUGUGCCUCUUCCUGCUCGAAACCGCGCGAGCGUCUCGCGCAUUCCAAGCGUCCCGUGCACGUCCAUGCAUGUGCCAAGCGAUGGAUCGCGCCUCGAGCGAUCCAUUCAGCGUGCGUUGGGAGUCGAUGAGACGGCUCACAAUUCACUUACGCAGCGCAUGGACCAGGAUCGACUUGAACACUGCCAGCAAUUGCACACACUUCUGCAGCUCUUGCACGUGCCCGUUCAGGAGCAGCUACCUCGUACCAGUAUACCCUUGGACUAUGCGCCAUAUGUGCGCGUCAUCCACACUAUGGACAUGGCUCACCAACAGGCAUGGGCCGCUUAUUUGUACAAUAACCAAGCAACGUUGAUGCGCGUGACACGCAACUCGAUGCGACUUGCGCCAGAUGUGCGUGCGUAUCAAGCCUGGCUGCCAUUUGGACCGGCUGAACGAGAAGCCGCACAGCGCACCUCGUUCGUAUAG